Messenger RNA from Botrytis porri, 435 nucleotides. RefSeq lists its product as uncharacterized. Lineage: Eukaryota; Fungi; Ascomycota; Leotiomycetes; Helotiales; Sclerotiniaceae. The record is from RefSeq and is a predicted model, not a curated record. The coding region runs from base 1 to 435 and encodes 144 amino acids. The transcript is spliced from 2 exons.
AUGGCAUUAUCAGCGGGUGCUAGAAGUGCUGCAGCAGACGCCAAGAAGCCAAAGACAUUGGCAGACAUGCUCUUAUCCAGUGAAGAUAGUCCAUCUACCAACAAGUCGGCAGAAAGAUGGCCUCCUGACCUGGGACUUCCUAAUGCAGACGCCAUUAGCGAUUUUCUGCAAUCCCAUGACUUCUGCCUCCAUUUCGACUUAUUAUAUAAGAGUGCUAUCCACCCGCGCACUUUAACAGCACCUAAUCCCAAAGUUUCCUCUAUUGUAACAGUCCAAAAGAUGAUCAUCGAAGGACGGGCAUACGGUGACGGCAAAUACUCUGAUCCAGAUCCGCAUAUGAAGGGUUGGCAGGAUGCUGAUCACUAUGUCUUAUGCUUGUAUCGGCUGUAUAUCUUUAAUUCGACUAGACGCAACGGUCUAUCCACUAAUAGGUAG